AUGUCGUUUGAAAAGGUCGAGCCGUCGCAGGCUCAGAUCGAGGCCUGUUCCGGCUCUGCCAAGUCUCGCAGUGCCCGCGAUGUCGCUGCCGACGAGGCCCAGCAGGUGGAAGUCAACCUCACGGUCCGCGAUGCCCUCCGAUACUACAAAAAGGCCAUUGCAUGGUCGCUCGCCAUGUCCAUGUCCACCGUCAUGGAGUCAUACGACCUUCUCCUCAUCAACUCCUUCUUCGCGUUCCCCGUGUUCAACCAGCGGUACGGGGAGCUGCUGCCGGACGGCUCGUACCAAGUCCCUGCGCAGUGGCAGGUUGCCCUGACGGUGGUCGUAAACAUUGGCAUGAUCAUCGGUGUCUUCCUCAACGGGUACGUGGCCGACAGGUUCGGCCUGCGGUGGACCAUGCUUGGCUCGCACAUGACCCUAGCGGCCACCGUCUUCAUUAACUUCUUCGCCCCCAGCGUCGAGGUUCUCACCGUAGGAACUCUCCUCCUGUCCAUCCCGUGCGGCAUCUUCGCCGCCGCCACGCCUUCGUACGCUGCGUCUGUUGCCCCCCUCAAGCUGACGGGCUACCUCACCGUCUACGUCAACCUCUGCUGGGUCAUGGGCAAGAUGAUCGCCUUUGGCGUCCUCCGCGGCAUGCUGAACCGCACAGACGAGUGGGCGUACCGGAUACCGUUUGCGCUGCAGUGGAUGUGGAUUCCGUUCCUCAUCCCGGCCACCUACUUCGCGCCCGAGUCGCCGUGGUGGCUCGUCAAGCGAGGACGUUUCGACGAGGCCGAAAAGAACAUCCGACGCCUGUGCUCCGCUCCCGAGACCGUCAUCAACCCCAAGAACCACCUGGCCAUGAUGAUGCGGACCGUCCAGACAGAGCGGGACAUGAACAUUCACGGCAGCUUUCUCGAGUGCUUCAAGGGCGAGAACCUUCGUCGCACCGAAAUCGCCGUCGUCAGCUGGGGCUGCCAGAUCCUGCCUGGGUUCGCCAUCCAGAACUACAUCACCUACUUCUUCACUCUGGCCGGCCUCUCUCCCACAGACGCAUUCAACAUGUCGCUCGGCAACGCUGGCCUGGCCUUUGUCGGGACAGUCUUGUCCUGGCUCAUGAUGACAAAGUUCGGCUGGAGGACGCUCUACCUCGGUGGCCUCGUCGUCAUGUUCCCUCUCAUGAGCCUGGUCGGCUUCCUGGACUUGGCCGUCGACGCGAACCCCAAUAUUCGCUGGGGCCAAUGCGCCCUCCUCCUGGCAUGGUUCUUCUGUUACGGCAUUAGCAUCGGCCCCACGCCGUACGGCAUUGCCGCGUCCGUCGGCGCUGCCAAUCUCCGUGUCAAGACAAUCUCACUCGGCCGCAACAUGUACUACGUCCUGUCCAUCAUCAACGUCGUCGUGUCGCCGUACCUGCUCAACCCGGGCGAGGCGAACCUGCAGGGCAAGGCGGCGUUUCCGGCGGCGGCCCUCACGGCCUGUAUGAUUGUCUGGACCUAUUUCCGGCUGCCGGAGAUCAAGGGCAUGACGGCGGACACGUUGGACCAAUUGUUCCAUACCAAGGUGUCGGCGCGCAAAUUUGCGCAGGCUGCCAAGGACUACCAGUAG
Emericellopsis cladophorae is the source of this 1584-nucleotide messenger RNA. RefSeq lists its product as uncharacterized. NCBI's taxonomy places the organism in Eukaryota, Fungi, Ascomycota, Sordariomycetes, Hypocreales, Bionectriaceae. Gene Ontology annotation, molecular function: carbohydrate:proton symporter activity. The transcript has a single exon. The record is from RefSeq and is a predicted model, not a curated record. Gene Ontology annotation, cellular component: membrane. Bases 1 to 1584 code for a protein of 527 amino acids. Gene Ontology annotation, biological process: transmembrane transport; carbohydrate transport.